Molecule: messenger RNA, 2580 nt
Organism: Styela clava
Lineage: Eukaryota; Metazoa; Chordata; Ascidiacea; Stolidobranchia; Styelidae
Source: RefSeq, a predicted model, not a curated record
AGGAUUACAAUGCCAAGUUUUUAACAUUUAGUUGUUACAAUCGCAUCAAUAAAACUUCAAAUUUGAAGGCGGCAAAUGAAAAAUACGAUAGAUAAAUUGGUGAAUUUACCUAAUAAUCAUAAAGAUUAUCAAUGAAUAUUCGAUAACAUCGAUCGAGUUUGGGCGUUAAAGAAACAAGACCUCACGGAGUACGAUUCAUCUAGAAAAGGACUUUCAUAUUGAAGGAUGAAAUAAACGAUUCAUGCUGAUGGAUUCGUUAAGUAUUCUCCUUAAGUAUGGAGGGAACGAAUAAUUUUCCAAUCAAAGUAUUUUAUUCAUCAAACAUAUACAUAAUAAGAGCAUUUUUAAACUAUAAAAUGACGUUCAAGAAAUUUCUUGUGACACUUUGUAUCGUAUCAAUUUGGGCGUUAUCUGCAGAAGGUUUGAAGUGUUGGACUUGCGAAAACCAGGCAACACCGAGCGACUGUCUCCGAAGUGGAAGUUUGAAGCAAUGCAGAUAUUUGGAAAAAUCCUGUCAAACACUGGUUCGAGUUUCCGAAGGAACCAAAACCUACAUUUCUACUGGCUGCAAAGAAGCUGAUGCUUGUGGACGAAAUGAAGAACAGAAUCCAAGACGUGCCUGGACUCCGACACAAUGUAAUGGCAAUACUAUGAAUUCUGUAUGUCGUUGUUGCUGUGGAACCGACAGAUGUAACAGAAAUAAUCUUUUGUGUCAACCAAAAAGAGGAGAUGCUCCUGCAACUAUCAGAGAUGCAACGCCGACACCUCUUGAACCGGUGACAUGUCGACGAGUCCUGGGUACGCCAGCUAACGGCAAGAAAGUCUGUGUCGGUGAAAAAGAUAUCGGUGCAACUUGCAAGUUUACUUGUAACGAUGGAUUUGAGUUAAUUGGUUCUCAAAAAUCACGCUGCGUUUUGAAGCGGCCAAAAGCAAAAUUUGCGAGAUGGACAUAUAAAGCCCCAACGUGUGAAAAAGAACCUUUAUGUGAUGAUGUUCCAACACUGUCAUAUGGGAGGGUGGAAUGUGACGCUGGAAGAAAAAUAGGAUCUCAAUGCAGAUUCUUUUGCAGCGGUGAUCACGAGAUGAGGGGACCAUCGACUGUGACUUGCGAAAGAAAAGGAAAUGUUGCAAAAUGGAACGAAGAAUCUCCUCUUUGCAUUGCCCCUGAACCUUCUUGCAAAGACCUCGGCAAUUUACCGCACGGCGAAAUUGUGUGCACGCGAGAGGAUAACAAAGUCGGAACAAUUUGUGGAUUUCGUUGCAUAGACGAUGGCUACGAUCUUUUAUCUACCACUGACGCUAUAGAAUGCGUUAUAGAUGCCGCGGGAAAAGCAAAAUGGAGCCACAGGAAACCAUGCUGUACAUCUCAAUGUCCACCAAUGGCGAAAAAAGAUGUUGUGAUUGUUAUGGAUUCCUCUAAUUCAAUUAGUAAUAGAGAAUGGAAAAUUAUGAAAAGUUUUGUUGCGAAUAUUACUGGAAAAUUUGAAGUUUCCGAAGAUGGUGUUCAGUUUGCCGUUUAUCGAUUUAAUAGAAAAGUUGACGAAGAAUCUCAAAUUUUAUUUGGUGAUUAUACAAACGACGCUGACGGACUAAAACAAGCUGUUAUAGACAUGCCAAAACGAGGUGGAGGUACUUUCAUUGGCCGCGCCCUGAAGCAUGCUAAGAAUCACGUUUUAACGACAAAUAACAGAAAAGAUGUUGAAGACUUGGUCUGGGUAUUAACUGAUGGCCGAUCUGACGACAAACUUGACGUUGUCAGCAAAGAGUUGAGAGAUUCAGGCGUUGAGAUAAUGGCUCUUGGAAUUUCACGACAAGACAAACCAGUGGACAUAAAACAGUUGAUCAAUAUGGCCGGUCAUUCAGACAACGUUUUGGAAGUGAAAAACGGAAUGAAAAGUCUGACUGACAACUUGUCACACAGAAUCGUCAAAAAAAUCUGCCAAUUCUCUUGCCCUGCUGAGUAAACACUUGUUACACAGUGAUGUCGAAUAUGCGGAGUAUUUUUAUGCCCGAGUUUCAAAAGGCCUUUAAAGUUGAAAUCAAAUUUGUUUGUGCGAUUAUUAUUUUGUAUAUAUAUAUAUUUAAGUUGAAACAAAACUAGUCAGGAAUGGUUUUAUGUGAAAUAUUCGCGGCAUAAAUAGACCGCGAUUCGAAAGAGUGAUUUUCUGCUGCUGUAUUCAAAAUAGCCAGUGGAUUAUUUUUCGUGGAAAAUCAUCUAUUGCGCUAUAGUUAAAGUUAUCAUGUUGUAUGAUACACCAAUUGCUUUCUGAGGUGCUUCACUUCCUGUUAUCAUUGCUAUUUUUAUAUAGAAAUUAAUUUCAGCUGUUUUAUACCUUUACAUUUUUAUUUACCAUUUAAUAUAAUCAUGAGCAAACGCGUUUAAAAGUAACUAAUGAUGGCGUGAUGUCUCCGAUAAGACAAUUCUGUUUUUUUCAAAAGUUAUUCUAGCAUAUAUGUCAAAUUUAAACCAGUUAAAAAUUAUUCUAAUUUAUUCAAGUUACGUCGUAUGUAUGCUUUAUUGACUAUUGCUUUUGUAUAAUAUAAUUUUAUUCAUCUUCAAUACAAUAUAUUUGAAAUAAA